Messenger RNA from Phytomonas sp. EM1, 6222 nucleotides. The record is from the annotation of a GenBank genome assembly. Lineage: Eukaryota; Euglenozoa; Kinetoplastea; Trypanosomatida; Trypanosomatidae.
AUGCGAUUGACGAGUCUUUGUGUUCCUCAGAUUUUACACACGCAUCAAGAGACAUCCCCAUAUCGCAUGCGUGCGUUUAAAUGGCCUUUAGCGAAGGUCUCAUCACUUCCAUUGGAGGGUCCACUCUGGAGAUGGUUUUAUCGGCAUCGUAACCGGUGGAUCGAAAGUCCGAUCAAGCAGAUGCCGCAUCAGGUCCGAGGCCUUAGUUCUCUUCAAACGGGAUGUUCUAUGAACGGACUAUUAGAUAAUGAGGACAAUGAAUCUGAGGAUGAUAUUGAGGGCUGGAAAGUCGAGGAAACCAUAUGCGCUGCAACGGUCGAACUUACGUCUUCUGUUGUGGGUAAGUCCAUUGCUACUGCAACAAAUAUGGCUUGGACAGAAUUUGGCCCUACUGGCUCGACUUCCACGACCGCAUCUGUGGAGGUGGUCGAUACCUUGGAUCCAUUUGCAAAGGCCAAAAUAUUGAACUUUGUUCAGCGAAUGAUUUCACUCUCUUCCACCUCUUCAAAUGCCACUGUUAAAAGCGUAGCGAACAAUGGUCUUCUCAAGUCUUGUGAUAAAUCUGUGUACGGGCCAGAGAUACGUGAGGUGCAGGGUCACUCUGGUGGGAAAAAGCAAUACCAUGCCAUGCUGAGGCUGCCUCUUCCAGUCGAGUAUGGUCUGCGCUAUGGUGAGGGUUUCGCAAGCACCGAGAGGGAUGCGGAGCUGGUGGCGGCCAUGCACGCUGAGCGCGUCCUUGACGCUCUGGGUUUUCAUGUCUAUCAGCUUUCCUCUAAGCAAAGUCGACAUGCGGAGAUUGCGCGGAAAGCAGGGCGUUGGGCCCCGAUGCCGGGUGAGGGGGAAGGGGGGUCGUCACGGCCCCCUCCCAACACCCCUUCCCCGCCCCCUCUCCAAUACGCUAUAGAAGACGUAUCAAGGAGUGUGUCGCGGCAGCUCCAACUGGAUAAGGUAUGCUUUGUCAACGUUACUCGAGGUGUCUUUACCCCUUUUCGGCACACACUUGCUUCUCCAUACUACUACGAUUUUGGUAGUAUUAAACGGAUACAAUCUUUUUUCAAAGCAUAUAACGCAAAUAUCGAGUGUUACUUCAAAGUGAUUGCGCUACAUAAGAUUAUCAAUAAAGAAAAUAAAAGACAUGAAGGGAGUGAAAGUGGAAGCGGCCAACCCAGCGACGCCAAUAUGGAAGAGACACAUUCCUUUUUGGCGCAACUGAAGCUACCUAUCGCAUCUCGUUUUGGAGAAAGGGUGUGCAUGGGAAAAGGACCAACAAAAAAAGAGGCCAUUGCGUUGGCAUGUAUGCAUGCGGAGUUGACCAUAGAUGCCUUGGGGCUUGCUCUGUAUCCCACAAGUAAGGAGAAACAAGCUAUACAUGCUAUGGAGUGCGCAAAAGUACAGCGAUGGUGCGCUCCUGUAGGUGACUGCGACUUCCGCUAUGAUGCUGCCUCGCCGCAGCCACUGCAGAUGUUACCGGAUCACAUGGUGGCAACGGAUCGAGGAACGUCAACGUUGUUAUCUGAAGCGCAUGUAACUCGGUGUCACUAUGUUGAUAACUACAGCACAUCUAAUGUACCCAUACCCGCGACGAGGAGUGCUGGGGAAGAGCAACUAAUCGUAAGCGGGAGGACUGCAUCUCACACUAUGCCGCCAAGUGAUGAAUUUAAUGGUUUCACUACAAGCACGGGAUCCCUCAUUUCUGAGCUACAAAAUGACGGGACCUCGGUCGAGUCUAUGUUGAUACAGCAUACCCAUGCAGUAAAUAACUUUGGAUGGGUGCAAGAUGUCGGAAGCGUAGACAAGUCGGCAAAGCUGCUGCUGGAUCACUAUUUAGAUCAUUAUUAUCAAAUUAAAUAUUCAAAGAACGCAAAUUCAUCACCUGGAAGUCUUCCCAAUAGAAAAGUGCUUUUACCAUAUCUAGUUGAGUGCCUUGGAAUCAAGCACCGCGAAACUUACCGAGCCACUGUAACGGUACCUCUUUUCGUAUCUCAACGGUGUUGUGAAGGUGCGAAUCAAGGUGUGUGUGAGGGACAAAGUCAUGAACACAGGGAAAAGGAACGUGAUAAUGGCAAGAUAUCCGAUAAGAAUGCUACUUUUGUGGCUAUUGGUAUAGCCAAAACUUAUCACGAGGCUGAAAUGGCAGCCGCCACGCAUGCUUUGAAAGUAUUGGCUGCUUUAAAUCAUCCAGUCGUGUUUUCUUCGGAGUCCGCAUUCUUACUUACUUCUUUCACGACUGCGGUAACGAGUGACGGUAGACAUGGCAGCUUCCCAUGCUACGACCCCACAAGGCCUGUCAAGAAACUGCAUGAAGUCACGUCUCAUUCCUCAUGUAUGCCCGUGCGUUGCAUAGGGAAGGAACACGUAGGUCGUAUCAGCAUCGCAGGCCUGAGUUCCGAAAAACAGCUUAGUGUCACUCCAGUGAACCGCAGUGCUGCUGCUGCAUCUUAUUCUUCGUUGACCCCUUCGUCGCGUUUUUUUAGUGAUGCUAACCAGAAAACAAAACUUAUGGAGUCUCUUUUGGAAGCCCGUCAGACGCUAUCAAAGUCUGAUUGGCUUCUGGAGGAGGAUGGCAACAACCGCAUUGUGGUAAACCCGGCUUCUACUCGAGAGUCAGGGCGAAACUACGUCCACACGCUGUCCGGGGUACGCACUCCUGAUGUUUUUGCUAUUAAUCGACUCCGAGACUACCUUGAACGACACGGGAAAUCUCUGGAAACUUCACUCAUGCACUCGUGGCAGGAAGUUGAUGAUGAAGGCGUUACAAUGGCUCAGGAGUCAUCGAAGCAAGGCAAUUCUGCGUUUCCUCAGACUGAUACCGGUAGGAAAACGCAUCUACGCCCACUGUUACACGUUAUCAAGGUAGUUUUACCCGUUUCACAUAGGUUUGGUGGCGCGGGAGGAAGGGUUGAAGGUUCUGAGGAAUGUGAGAAUUCGAAGUUGUCAACCCGUUUUAUUGCGCACGGUGAGGCGUACAACGAGGAUGAUGCCGUGCUGAUGUGCGCCAUGCACGCGGAGUUGCUUUUAGACACGAUUGGUAUUCCCUUUUAUGAUCACCCCGUGCUGCAGCGCAAACACAUCGAUACAGCUAAUAUGCUGGGUCGUCAAACUGCUGUCGGUUCUGCUGCCAAGGCACCAGCCCCUCUACGCAAAGAGCACCCCAACUCUUGUUUAUGGGCUCGCAUACAAAUUCGUCUUGCAAAAGAAGCGACGACACCAUCUCAGCCUUUAGUUAAGCGACCAGAAGACGUGUCAGAGACACCAACCACCGUCUCAUUUCCUUCUCAAUCUAACAUGACAACACAAGCUGAUACUUUGCCAAAUAAUCAGUCAGGGUCUUCAGCGAAUGACUCGGAUGCGUCUGCCGCUUCUUUUGAGUACACAGAUGAUAAUCUCUGCGACAUUUCCAAACUGCAGUCGCUGCACCACACUGAAGUGUUUCGUCAGGCAUUGAAACACAUUCGAGUUUAUUUUCAACAACGAGGCAGCGAUUUCUUUCGUAUGGUGCGACAAUAUACUGUCAAGACAUCAUCUCAUGGUACCGUGUAUCGUGCCAUUGUUGAGAUACCGGUGCCCAGGGUGUACGGCAAACGCUUUGGGGUGGGGUGUGCUAGCACGAAGGGGAGAGCGCUAAAUCUCUGCGCAUCUCACGCCGUCUGGACGUUAGAUGCGCUGAACAUUCCGAUUUACUCAGGCCGGUGCCAAUUUGAGUACGCAAAGUCAUGCAAAAUAGCUGGACGACGCUCCCCAACGCCAGGAGGUACACUUAUGCCUGGAGAUACGCCUUCUCCUAAAGGCUUGUGUGACUUGUCUGUCGGCGCUGUAGAGCGACCGGAUCCCCCAGCCCUACCGAGUUUCGAACAAGUUGAGAGAGAUCCUGCGGUUUGGAUAAGUUAUGUCCGCGCAUGCAAAAUUUUUCUGAAGAAAACCCAAGAGAUCACUCUACAUGAGUCGAUUUUUCAACUACAUCAGGCACCGCGAAGCGGAGUUGCGGUUGAGGAUGAGGGUUUGAAUUUAGUGGAGCGUAUGCCCGUCAACAGCCGCGCCAAACACCAACUCGUACGCCUCUGUGCGGAUGCCGGUCUGUCACGACCCGAGCCUUUUCGAUAUAAUGUUUACGGUAAGGCACCCGAGAAAUGGUUUCUUGUAGAAACCCCUGUCUUGGGAACCGUUUUCAAGGCCCGAGGUUUGGCUCAGAGUGCUGCCGACAGUCUCUUACGGGCUGCGAUGCACUACGAAUAUUUGAUCCAAACGGCUGUUCUACCUCAAAGAACUUUGUCUACUUUGGAUAAAGGCUUUCAGGGUGGGCGUCCCCUAUCCACCGCUGGUGAACGGUUGCGACGAGGCAAGGAUCUUUUUGACAGCACCAAGGGAGGUUUUUCUACGCAAGGCAAGGCGGCUGCCUUAGCGCUUUAUGCUGCGACGCAUCGCCCCUACCAACCUGUGCAAUUUAUUUUGCGAGAAGGGACAAUCGGUUCAGCAUUACCUCCCUCAUUGUCUCAGGCGGGAAAAAAUCCAGUUAAGAAUCCACUUGUAGGGAAACACAUAGUGGUAGCCGCCGAGCUAAGCGAUGAUCUUGGCUUGCGUCACUCAGCGAAGGGGGAACAUCCAAACAGCGUAUCUGAGGCAGUAGAGAGAGCUUCAAACGGGCUUUUUAAUCUCCUCCAGCGCAAAGCGGCAAUACAGUCUAUUGGGCAGGUCAUUAAGCGCCAUCCUUCUAUGCGCAUGGGGGUUUUGUGCACGCUUGCAAAUGAAAACGAGGAGGCGGGCGUUGCUUCAUUAGAUGCAACAUUAAUCCCAUUGUGCAAGGCCGCAAAAAAGAGUGCUGGUGCAGCUCCUUUUGUAUGUGAAGAAUUCAUAUUAGAUGAAUUGAAGGGUCUCCCAUUGGAGGGGUCUAGAGAUUUGUUAAGCUCGUCUCACGCGGCAGUGCUACUAGAUAUUGUAUCCCGCCGAUUAGAUCAGUCAACCACGCAUGUGUCGCUGAUGCCACCUGCUUUUAUUCGUGACAACUUUCCAGCCCUUGGACUUCUUCUUGCUGAUUCUGCGCAUAGGGGUGAAAGCUCAAGUAAAUCUAAACCAGACAAAACACCAAAGGAAAGUGUAACUCCUGUAGCCGGAGCCGUUGCCUUGCUAAUGCAAUGCAUUCCGCGACAAACUAUAGUGGGGGGGCGAGAUCAUACUCUCCAGCACGGGCCGUUGCUGCCUAUACAACUGGGGAAGUUGCUUCUUGCGGGGUUGCUCUUUGAUUGUGUACCUUUUGCAGUGCGCAUGGCGGCGAUGGUCAUGGACUUGCAGGGGAUUUGUAGCAUCGCUAAUAAGCAUUCCCACACUUUCUCAGAUCAGGGGAGUGAAGGAGGGGUUCAGGAGCGACAGUUGCAUAGUUGGCUAAGUGUCGAUCUUGUUGAGGAGGUGCUUCAUCGGGCGUCCCCUCCGUCAUCUUUGGAGACAACAUAUGAAAAUGAAAUUUGUCUGCGCUUGUGUGAACUUCAAACACAAAUCAUGCAAUAUGUUCCAGCGUCCCAACUUUCGAGGCUGUUUUCUCAGUUGCAGAGCUUUAAAGGGAUCAUGCGACAGGAAAAUCGUCUGCAGAAUGAGGCAAUGCAGAAGGAAGUUACUUUUCUCGAAGCUCGGCUCCGCAUUUGUGUGGCGUUCGCCACAUACCCACAGGUCCUUACUCCUAGAGUUGUGAGUCCGCGCAUCGUGGGGGAAUCAAUUGUUCCUGGUGCGGCGGACCCCUCCAUCACAGUUCUGGAAUCAAUGGAUGGCACGCAACAGGCCUACAUCAAGAUCUCGGCGCGCCACGCACGCGCCCCUUUUGCGUUCUUCGACGUCUUGCUGCGCAGCAACUCUGAUGCGGGGCAGGCUGUUUCACCUGGAGAAGCUGAUACCCUAGAGCAGCGGAAGAGUUCCUGUCAUCGGCAGGUUGGGACGGGGCACGCACACGUAUGCGUCGCCGGCACCUCUGUGAUCCCUUUUGCUAAUAUUGUGGCGACUGUGUUGGGCUGUAACAAAUAUCAUGUGUUUUCAGUGGUGGAGGAAAUUCCAAAUCUGGGGAUUAUGCUAGAGGGUACUGUGCCUCUGGUGUUUCAAUCUACGGCUGUGAUGGAUGUAGUAGGUGAGCUUCAAGAUGUAUUUGCUCAGUCCCUGAGCUAUUUGAGGCCACCACCACAUGAAGCCCUGCAUGCAUUGGAUAUACUGUUACGUUUGAGUGAAAACAGCAAUAAGCUAUAA